GAGAAGAGACACUCUGGAAAGAUGUAGAAGAUGAAUCGGUAGCUGGCUAAGGGAAGGGGAGCGGGCUGUACAGUUCAAUUGGGGAGUUCGGACUUCGGAUCCCAAAUCGGCCGCUGCAGCUGGGGGAGAGAGUGUGGAGCUCUUUCUUUCCCUCUCUCCAUUUAUACAAUCGCCAUCGUCAACACGGAAAGAGCUCCUUUUCACUCAUAACACAACAAGGAACUCAUAAGUAGAGAAGAAACUUUAGGUGCUAGCUUGAUACGCCAAAUGUCUGGUCUGCACCGAUCUUCCAGCGCUCCGUUGAAGAACGGCCAUGGCGGCCUUCCUCCUCAGGAACUUCUCGAUGAUCUCUGCAGCCGGUUCGUUUUGAAUGUGCCCCAAGAGGAUCAACAAUCCUUUGAGAGAAUUUUAUUCCUUGUGGAGUAUGCACAUUGGUUCUAUGAGGACAAUUCUGUAGAAAACAAUCCAUCAUUGAAGUCAUUCAACUUGAAGGAAUUCACCUCUUUGUUAUUUAAUAGCUGUGAUGUUCUACGACCAUAUGUUCCUCAUAUUGAUGACAUAUUCAAGGAUUUCACCUCGUACAAAGUUCGAGUACCGGUAACUGGGGCAAUUAUUCUGGAUGAGACCUAUGAACGGUGCCUGCUGGUGAAAGGGUGGAAAGGGACCAGUUGGAGUUUCCCACGGGGUAAAAAGAACAAAGAUGAGGAAGAUCAUGCAUGCGCUAUCCGAGAAGUCUUCGAGGAAACAGGUUUUGACGUUUCAAAUCUUCUUAACAAAGAUGAAUAUAUUGAGGAAAUAUUUGGACAACAGAGGGUUCGGCUUUACAUAAUCGCUGGUGUCAAGGACGAUACUACAUUUGCUCCACAGACCAAAAAGGAGAUCAGUGAAAUUGCCUGGCAGCGACUGGAUGAGCUCCAGCCAGCAAAUGAUGAUGUAAUAUCACGUAGUAUCAUCGGCCUCAAACUUUACAUGGUUGCUCCAUUCUUAUCGUCUUUGAAAUCAUGGAUUUCAUCACAUCCGCCCUCUAUGGCACCAAGACCUGAUCUCCCUCUCAAAGGUGUAUCCAUGUGGAAAGCAAGGAAUAGCUCUACAGUAGGCAGCACAAGCACAGCAGUAUUGGAGAGCCAGUUGACUAAGCCCAAAUCUGAUGCUCAUCAUCAGCAUCCUCCUCCUCAUCCUCCCUCUCCUCCCGACACGGGGCCUGGCGAGAAUUUCAGACACUUCAGAUUUGACAAAGCUGCAAUCCUCAGAGCAGCUGAAGCUCGUUUUUCGUGACCUUUUCGCUCGCCCCCCUGUAAAUGAUCUAUGCUUACAUAGAUGGAUUAGAGCAUUUGACAUGUAUAACUGCUAGCUUGCCAUCAUUCCUCAGUCGUCCUCAACGUGUUAGCUCUGAUGUAUAUUGGUUCAUGUUAGAAAGUUCCGGAUGAUGGGUUUCGUGUAAAUCCUGUAUAGGAGUCCAUCCCGUUUCGUGUUAGAAAAUGAGCAGUUGUGAUCUAUUACAUGUUUGGAUUUUGACGGAAGGAAGUAAAUGAGUUCCCGUAAACCUGGAGAGGAGAUUGCAGCUUCGUCUUGUCGGGGUUACUACUCUGGCAUUGCAGUGGCUCUUGAGCUUAUUACAGGCUUAAGCAGCUUUUGUUUUCUCUUUUGGAAAAAUGACUGGUACCUACUAGUAACAUGUAAGGGCAUCGUGAUUCGUGAGUGACUUAAAAACUGAUGCUUGUUGUGGGUUCUCAUGAUUGUUGGGAUGAGUUGACAUGAAAACAGGACUGAUUUGAAUUGUGCCG
Messenger RNA from Linum tenue, 1784 nucleotides. Lineage: Eukaryota; Viridiplantae; Streptophyta; Magnoliopsida; Malpighiales; Linaceae. The record is from the annotation of a GenBank genome assembly.